AAGGGAUCAUAUUCAUUCUUUCCCUGAGCCUCGGUUUGAACACAUCAAAAAUAUAACUGAAAAUCCCAAUGACCAACACCUUUUGGAGAUAAAUUUUUGCCGUGUUUCAGUUCCCCAGUGAGUGCGUGUCCGUGAUCAUUGUCAAUUCGUGGGUUCUUCUUUCCUUCCUUUGACUCGCAUCCGAACAAUCCUGCCCAAGAUGUGCUGCAAUCCUGGAGGCUGCUGCAAUCUGCCCGCCUGCAUCCAGUGCACCAACUUUUGUUUCAAUUGCUGGACUGGAACUGCCGCAGUGCCAUGUUGCCGAGGAAGCUGCAUUCCGGGAUGCUGCGGCAGCCCUAGGUGCUGUUGCUGAUUAACUCUAAAAUUAAUGUGAAAUAAAACAAGAUUUUUGAAAUAAUCGGUUCAUUUCUGUA
Drosophila erecta is the source of this 413-nucleotide messenger RNA. RefSeq names its product keratin-associated protein 9-1. Lineage: Eukaryota; Metazoa; Arthropoda; Insecta; Diptera; Drosophilidae. Bases 200 to 352 code for a protein of 50 amino acids. The transcript is spliced from 2 exons. The record is from RefSeq and is a predicted model, not a curated record.